UGGGUCAUUUGGUUUCAUAUGCCAAUUUUUCGAUCUAAUGUUUUAUUUUGUCGAGAAAUUUAACAUUUCUUUCGUAAAAAUAGAGAAUGCAACUACAAGUUUAUAAAAAAUACAUUUAUUAUCUCAAAUCGAGUGGAGUUUGCAUCGUUUUUGUUGGAGGUUGCUGGCUAUUAUAUCAGCUACGCCAAAUUUCUGCGAAAGUUCGAUACGCUGUUUCGACAAAUGUAUUGAAUUUGGAGCAACUACACGUUCAGUAUAUUUACGUCGAUGAUCCUCGAUUUAAAGACGUCUUCAUGUUUCGAAACAAAGAGGAUCUUCAAUCCUCCGUGAAGGAGAAACCACGAACGCUUUCCUAUGUAAUAAUGAAGUGGUGGAAAUCCCUGAAUCGAAGUUUAGCCCACAGAUUAUUGUAUAUGGCUCAACAUGGCUCAACAAAAGAAAGAGAAAAGGCUGUGUAUUCAUUGAGUUCUCUGAAACAUUUGAAAGAUUGGCAUUACAGAGACGUGGCUCAAAUGCUCGACGCUAAAACUGCAGUUGCUUUAGCAAGAAUGAAAAAUGUGGAUUUGAGAUUUUUUCUGAAGCCACCUUAUUACCACGUGCAUCAUAAACUUUACGAUUUGAUAGAGGAGUUGCACCAACUUCUCUCAAAGCUGGAAAAAUCAUCCCAGAGUUGUCAUCCUUGUCUGACGCAGUUUCUCAAUAAAAAGUUCAAAGAUUUUCAUCGAGAAGGACUAAUAUUCGACCACGAUUUAGUGAGUGUCGGUUUAGCUGUGGCCCCUGCGAUAACCUGGGAUCAAGAAUUCCUGCAAAAUUGUGUACAAGCUGUCCAUCACCACGCGUCUCUGAAAGAACACAUCAAAGAUGUUGCAGACGCUGGAGGCCUUGCUAUAUUGAUGAAUGUUCAAAAAAUGUUCGGCACAAAUCUAAAUAUCAAUGUAUUACUUGCAAAAAUAAUCUCAAAUCUAUCUCUUCAUUCCGAAUAUCUGGAUGAUAUUUUUAAGUCAGGAUGGAUUGGGAUUUUGGUACAAUGGUCAAGAGACAAGGAUUUUCGACUGGCAGCACCUGCAGCAAGAGCCCUAGCAAAUUUGGACGUGGACGAUAACAAAGGAGAAAUUUAUCCUCCGCGCAUCUAUCCUCUUUAUCCCUUACACAGAAUUCAAGCCGAAAGGAAAAUGGACAUAAUUUUCAUACACGGACUGCUCGGUGGCGUUUUUGUAACCUGGAGGCAACGAGAUUUAAGCUCUUUACCUCCGGAGUUUGCAGAACCUUUUCGCGCUGAAUUCGGCCCGGAUUCUUUUUCUGAUAUGAUCGACGAAUAUCCACAAGAAUUUCUCAAGGAUUUGGCUCGGGAUUUAAAAAUGCAGGAGUGGAAACGUAUUGGUCAUGAUUUUGAAGUUAUCCUUCAUGACUGUCCUGAAAAUAUUAAUUGUCGAGCUUGUGGUCCAUUCACCUGCAAAGGAGAUGAUGAUUGUAUGCAGGAAAACGAGGAGGAGGAGCAUUGUAGAACUCAGUGUUGGCCCAAAGAUUGGCUUCCGAAAGAUGUGCCUUCUGUUCGCGUAAUUGGAAUUAAUUACGAAACGAAUCUUUCAAUGUGGACACCUUUUUGUCCAAUAGAAGGAAUGAGGAGUACAAUUAAAGAAAGAAGUGACGAAUUCAUUAGAAAGUUAAAUUUAGCCGGAGUUGGAAAAAGACCUGUCAUGUGGGUUUGUCACUCAAUGGGUGGAUUACUCGCCAAAAAGAUGCUAGUUGAUGAAUGGAAGAACGGCGACAAACAUAAUAUUUGCAAAAACACACGAGGAAUAAUAUUCUACAGUACACCACAUCGUGGUUCUCGUAUUGCUGCUUUAAAUCAAACAACGGAAAUGCUAAUUUGGCCAUCCGUUGAAGUUAAGGAACUUCGUGAACAAUCUCCGGAAUUGCUGAACUUACACGACAACUUCCUGAAGAUGCUGGAUAGGUUUCCAAUGGACGUCGUAAGUUUUAGUGAAACAAAAUCUACACUCGUCACGGCUUUAAAAUUUCGACUUCAGUUCGUCAAUCCAGAAUCUGCAGAUCCUGGAGUUGGUGAAUUUUUUGAGAUACCUCAAGAUCAUCUUUCGAUAUGUAAACCAGCAAAUAGGCAAUCGUUUUUAUACCAAAAAGUAUUAAGUAUCGUUAGGCGACAUAUUGGCGCUUCGGCUCACAAAUCGAAAAUACUGAAAGACUAUUUUACGAUGUCGAAUAAAGUUCCGUAAGCGAA
This is a messenger RNA of Belonocnema kinseyi, 2239 nucleotides long. Its product is annotated as protein SERAC1. The transcript is spliced from 14 exons. Lineage: Eukaryota; Metazoa; Arthropoda; Insecta; Hymenoptera; Cynipidae. The record is from RefSeq and is a predicted model, not a curated record. Bases 87 to 2234 code for a protein of 715 amino acids.